CCUUCUCUUAAAAAGAGAAAAAAGAACUAAUCGGGGGAUUUCCGAAUCGUUGGCGGAAUUCUUCCGAGUUCCGACGCACUGCUUGUCGAGUUGUUGACUCGGGCUGUUGAGUUCUUUUUGUUUUUGUUGUUUAGUUUUCUCACAUUCGCCACUUGAAUGCCUCCAUUCUUCAUGACUUCGUCGCCAGGAUGAGAAGAACUAUUUUGGACUUAAUAUACUUAACAUCGUUCCUUUGUUUAUCCAAUUGUGCAUCCAACAGUAUUUUUAAUAGAGAAAAAAGGCAAUCAUGGCAGUGCCGCUCAGACCAGUUCAAAUGUAACAACGGCCAGUGCAUUAGGCAAUUUGAAGUAUGCGACGGUAAGAAAAAUUGUGGAGACGGAUCUGAUGAAACUCAGGCAAUCUGUACAAAACUCGGCAUCAUAUGUCCUACAUUCGCAUUCCGAUGCACUUACGGUGCGUGCGUGAAUUCGAACGUCAAAUGCGAUGGGAAACAAGAUUGUGCAGACAACUCUGACGAACUUUUGCCAGAAUGUCUCCAGUACCAACCGAUUCGUCCUACCAAAUGCUCGAAUCGACAAUUCGAGUGUAUUUCUGGUCAGUGCAUUAGUGAGUAUUCAGUCUGUGAUGGAAAUAGAGAUUGCGAGGACAGCUCUGAUGAAACCAUCACACAGUGCGUCAACAUAAGGUGUCCUCAGUUCAGUUUUCAAUGUGCUUAUGGAGCUUGUAUAAACAAAAAUAAAACGUGUGAUAAUACAUACGACUGCAGUGACGGUUCGGAUGAGGAUGAUGAGCUUUGCAAAGCCAAGAGACCUCGGCCCACUCGAACAAAACCCCCAUCUCAUCAUUUCCCAACUACCAGUGGUGGAUGCUUGCUUCCUGAGAAGCCUGACGAUGGGAGAUAUAUUGUACAAGGUUGCUCGAAAGACGACGUUACUCCAAAGUGCAGAGAAGUGCCCGGAACUUUAGUUCCCGAAACUGCAGUCCUGACGUACUCUUGCAACAAAGGUUUCGUUCUGCCUGAUAACGUCAAAAAUAUUUUCUGCCUCAGCGGGAGCUGGGAACCAGAACCACCCAACUGUGACAAGUUGUGUAAACCGCUUGUUUCUGAAUCGAUGAUUCUAAGGUGUUUUUUCAAAGGCGACGAAGUCCCUUGUUCACAGGAGAACAGGCCGGGUACCAAAGUCCGGCCAAAGUGUAAACCCUCUUACCACCUCCGCAACCCCGAGUUGUCUUUCGCUGAAACACAGUGCCUACCAGAUGGUACUUGGGAGAAGAUAUUGUUCAAGUGUGACGCAGAUUGUGGAAAGCCGAGCCAUCAAGUUAGCCAAACGUUGAUAAGCUAUGGUCAAGAGACCAAAGUAGGUGAUUAUCCCUGGCAUGCCGGACUUUACAGAAUCGAAAAUAAAGUGUACACGUUAUUUUGUGGAGGGACGAUCAUCUCUCCUCUUGCAGUGCUCACCGCGGCUCACUGCAUUUACGAUGAACAGCUCAAACGUGUAAAAAAUCCAAAAUCAAUUUACAUCACUGUUGGCAAGUACCGACGAAACUGGUCAUUAAAGGAUGCCUACGAGCAGAAAAUUCCAGUGAAAGACAUCAUACCUCAGAGAGCUUAUCGGGGCAAAUCGAACAGCUACGAGCAGGAUAUUGCGGUGAUUGAACUGAUGUUCAGCAUUAAAAUAAGUAGUGUUAUCUUGCCUGUCUGCAUUGACUGGGUAGGAGAACGCCCAUUUGGUAAUGGUGCACUAGGAACGGUUGUUGGAUGGGGGCUCGAUGAGUCAAGAGUAGGGACAGAAGUACUCAUGGCAGCAAAGUUGCCUUUUUACGACUGGGAAACCUGUACAAAAAAAUCACCUCCAGAAUUUCUUAGAUAUCUCACUUAUGAUAAAUUUUGUGCUGGGUACAAUAACGGGACCAGUGUACAGCAAGGGGACAGUGGUGGUGGUUUGACCUUCGUUAGAAACGGAAAUCAUUUUAUUUAUGGCAUAGUCAGCUUGAAACAGAAAAACCAAAACACCUUCGCUGCCUUUACAAAUGUAACAGAACAUCUCACCUGGCUCAACAAUGUGCUCAAAGCUGUGAAUGCCGUUCAUGUAAACUGAUCAGUGUUGAAUAUUUUUAAUUUAUUUACGCCAUUAUUUGUAGAUAACAAAUCUUCCCUACAUUAAUAAAUUAUUAAUGAUAUGAAAACACUGUUCAUUAUAGAAAUAAAAUAUACAUAUAGAAAAUAGC
Molecule: messenger RNA, 2229 nt
Organism: Cimex lectularius (bed bug)
Lineage: Eukaryota; Metazoa; Arthropoda; Insecta; Hemiptera; Cimicidae
Product: modular serine protease-like
Exons: 13
Coding region: 189-2099 (636 amino acids)
Biological process (GO): proteolysis
Molecular function (GO): protein binding; serine-type endopeptidase activity
Source: RefSeq, a predicted model, not a curated record